Messenger RNA from Erinaceus europaeus (western European hedgehog), 6481 nucleotides. It is a transcript of the gene ZNF516, whose product is annotated as zinc finger protein 516. Lineage: Eukaryota; Metazoa; Chordata; Mammalia; Eulipotyphla; Erinaceidae. Gene Ontology annotation, molecular function: RNA polymerase II cis-regulatory region sequence-specific DNA binding; DNA-binding transcription factor activity, RNA polymerase II-specific. The transcript is spliced from 3 exons. Bases 160 to 3042 code for a protein of 960 amino acids. Gene Ontology annotation, cellular component: nucleus. Gene Ontology annotation, biological process: regulation of DNA-templated transcription. The record is from RefSeq and is a predicted model, not a curated record.
CCCCUGAGCCCAGGUUCUUCUCUGUUGCAGGUGCUGUCUUCCCCCCGGCCAUGCGCGCCCCUCUGGCUGUGGCAGGAGCACCGGGGCGACCGGGGGCUGAGCGUGGGCCCCCGGCCAUGGAGAGCAGCUAGGCGGGCCGCCCGGUGACCGCGCCCCACGAUGGAGCCGGAGCCUCGCGGGGGCCCCAGCCCCCCCAGGCCGGGCGGGGGCCCCGAGACGGACCCGGCGGGGGACAGGCCGUCCAGCCACAGCUGCUGCAUCUGCGGGAAGAGCUUCGCCUUCCAGAGCUCCUUGUCGCAGCACAUGCGCAAGCACACGGGCGAGAAGCCCUACCAGUGUCCGCACUGCGACCACCGCGCGUCCCAGAAAGGUAACCUCAAGAUCCACAUGCGCGCCCACCGCUCUGGCCAGCUGCUGCCCGGCCCGGGCCCCGAGGCCGAGCCUGAGGGCCUGCACGGCUCCAGCGAGCCUCCCAACCCCGCGGGCCCCGGCGAGCUGCAGCUCUGCAGCCUGUGCGGGGCGGCCUUCGCGCACCGGCCCGAGCUGGAGCUGCACCUGCGACAGGUGCACAAGCCGCUCAGGUGUCGCCUGUGCCGCUUCGCCACCCAGCGCCACGAGGCCCUGCUCAGCCACGUGGAGCGCGCGCACCUGGGCGCCCCCGGCCCCGGGUCCGAGCCGCCCCCCGGCCCCGGCGGGGGCGGCGACUUCCCGUGCGAGGUGUGCGGCCAGGUCUUCAGCCAGACGUGGUUCCUCAAGGCGCACAUGAAGAAGCACCGCGGCUCCUUCGACCACGGCUGCCACAUCUGCGGGCGGCGUUUCCGGGAGCCCUGGUUCCUCAAGAACCACAUGAAGGCGCACGGGCCGCGGCCGGCCGGCAGGAACCGAACCCGCAGCGAGCCGGGCCCCGUGGCCACCAUCAACGACGUGGUGCAGGAGGAGGCCGUGGUGGCCGGCCUGGCCCUCUACGAGGUCUGCGGCCAGUGCGGCAACCUCUUCGCCACGCUGGACAGCCUGAACGCCCACCACGCCAUCCACCGGGGCGCCCGGCCGCGGGGCACUCAGGGGGCACCCCCGGAGGAGGAGGCCCAGCGCCGCUUCCUGCAGCUGCUGCAGCUGCGCCCCGCGGGGCUGCCCCCGGCCCCCGGCCCCCACGGCCGCAGGGUGGCCGAGCUGGACCCGGUCAGCAGCUACCAGGCCUGGCAGCUGGCCACGCGCGGGAGGGUGGCGGAGCCCGCCGAGGGCCUCCGGCCGGGAGCGGGGGACGAGGCGCAGGCGGCAGACGGGGGCCCGGACCGCGAGGACUCGCAGGCCGCGCAGGACCGGCGCAAGCGGGAGGCCGAGCCGGGCGCGCAGGGGCCGGCGCGCAAGCGGGCGGGGGCCAACGGGGAGCCCUGGGCUGGGGUCCCGGCGGACGCCCGGCCGCCCCCGCGCCCUGGCCGCCGCGCCCCCGCCGCCCCCGCCGGCCACGGCAAGUCGUCCGAGUGCUUCGAGUGCGGCAAGAUCUUCCGCACCUACCACCAGAUGGUCCUGCACUCCCGCGUGCACCGCCGCGCGCGCCGCCACCUGCAGCGCCCGCGGGACCCCGCGCACCCAGGCGGCUCGCACUCCGGCUCGCUCAGCGACGGGGACUCGCAGCCCAGCAGCCCCGGCUCGGCCUGCAACGCCGCCGACUCCCCGGGCUCGGGCCUGGCCGACGAGGCCGCCGACGACAGUGCCGACGAGGGCGCGGAGCAGCACCCGGCCACGUCUGCACCAGGGGGAUGCCCACUCCGCUGCCUGGCUCCAGACCAGGGUCCGGCCCAGCUGUCCAACGGGACCCACAGCCGCCCCCGGGGACCCAGCCCGCCCGAGAAGCCUCCCCCGGAGCCCAGGCCCCCGCUCGCCGCCUCUACUCUCACCGGCUACGCCCCCGGUGACCCCAGGAGGUCCGGGGACCCCCAGCCGCCCGCCUCACACCCCAGACUGGAGACACCCAGCUAUCCGGGGGCCCCAGAAGGACCGACUUUUCUGGAAGGUGCAUCCCCGCCUCAGCAUCCCACAGAGAGCCCGGCCCAGGCUCCAGGAGGGAAGCCGCCGGAUUCACAACCAGAGCCCUCGGUCAGUGGACGGCGGGCACCGGCCCCGGAGCCGGCCCCGCUGGACCUCAGUGAGCGGUCGAGCCCAGAGCCCCGGGGCCGUGGGGAGCCAGCGUCCACUCCGCAGGCCGGGCCGGCCGUGCACCGCUGCCCCUACUGUCCGCACCAGACGCUGUACCCCGAGGUUCUGUGGAUUCACCAGUGCGUGGGGCACAGGGUCAGCGGGCACGGCCGCGCCCCUCCCUGGACGCCGCCCCUGGGCCCCCGGGCGCUGCGCUCCCAGCCCGUCGUCCUGGCUCGCAGUGGCCGCACCGGCCCCCCGCCCGCGCUGGGCGGUAAGGACUGCCCGCCGCUGCCCCUUGCCCGCUUCUGCCGCACACAGCUGCCCGCCGGGGCCCCGGGGCCCAAGGCAGGCAUGUCCAGCAAGGCCUCGGGGCAGCCCAAGGCCCGGGAGGCGCCUGCUGGGGGGCCCUGGACGGCCGGCCCCGAGCCCCCCAAGGCUAAGGCCGAGGCCAGGCCCGUGAGCGGCACCCCCACUCCCCCCCUUGUUGCCCGCCUGGGCGCCCAGCCCCCGGCGCCUCCUGAGAAGUCUGCUGGGCCCCCCACCUCCGGGGCAGGCGGCCCCGGGCCCCCCAACAAGCACAGUGCCCCGGACGCCCCCAAAGCCAAAGGCAGCCCCCAGCCUCAGGGCCCGCCGCUCGCGAAAGGGCCCCCCCCUCUACCUCCCCUUGAGCCUCCCUGCAAGGCGGGCCAGGAGCCGCGGUCCCCCGGGACCCCCAGGGCCAAGCUGGGCCCCCCUCCGGUGCUACACAGCCUGACCCCUGAGCCCGCAGAUGAGGGGCCCGAGAAACGGCUGGACAUCCUCAGCAUCUUCAAGACCUACAUUCCCAAGGACCUGGCGUCCCUCUACCAGAGCUGGGGACCCAGCGGGCCCGCCCUGGAACACACAGGGGAGAGACCAUUCUGAGCAGGUGGCACCCAGCCCGUGCCGCUUGUGAAGGGAGCCAGAGCCUUGCGCCCGGACGCCCGGAGCCCUGCGACCCUGCCGUCUCCUCACGGAUGUCCCUGCCUGCUCGCUGGCCGGCCACCCGAGGAAGGACCCCGGAGCCUGGCGGGCUCACUCCCUGCCUCCUGGAGCAGACGCCUGCUGGCGUCUGGCCCGGUGCCCCCACCCCGUGCCCGCUGUGUGCAAAGUGGGUUCAGACACUGGACAAGCUCCUCGUCCGGGGAGGUGCCGGGCCCCGGCCCCACCAUGAGCAAAGUCACAUGGCAGAGGACCCGACCAUGACACCCUAUAAGCCCCUGGCUCCUUGGGUGUCUCAGAGUGUGGGUGGGUGGGGGCGGGUGCUUGAGGCCCAGGGGUGGGGCGGGGGCCAGGGACCAGAGCCGGAGAGUCUGUGUUUUGAGGGUGCUCCAUUCUGGGGUCUCCCUAGGCCCCCCCCCCCGCAUCCUCUCUCCCACCUCUGUAAAGGGGCUGUGGGAGCGGGGCCCAGCCCCCCGGUGGCUGAACACUAAGCAGUUUCCUUGCGGAUUCUCAGGACCUUUCUGUACCGGCUGCACCCCGGGCCCAUCUUGACACCCAUCUAGCCAUGGCCCCUCGCCGCGCGGACCCGGGUUAGAGAGCAGAAAGCACUCCGGAGCAGGCGUGAGGGGCCCAGGCCAGCCGGGCACUGGGCACUGGUGCUCGGGGUUCCUGCUCCCGUGUUCCCCACCCCCAGAAAGGAGGUGCUUCUUUCUCUUCCGGGGCCUGGUGUUCCCGAGGUGGGGGAUGCCUUGGGUCCUGGGCUCCCCAGGGCUGUGAGUGGGUGCCUGAUAUACCUCUUUGGCGACGGGGAGAGGCCGGGACAAGAGCCCUUACCCUGCGCAGUGUCCUCAGAGAAGGCUCUCGUGCCCCCACCCCAGCCCCCACCUACGGGAGCCGCGUCCUUCCUCCCCGUCUCUGCCACCCACCGGGACACUGUGCGAGGAUCUCUCAGAGCGUUCCAGAUGUUUGCACGUGAUUCAUGCGUUGUCCACCGUGAACUGCUGCGAGAAUGGAAAACAUUCUGUGGAAGUUUCUGCUUUUAAAAGCUUUACUAGGCUUCCUUCCUUCCUUCUUUCCUUCCUUCCUUCCUUCUUCCUUCCUUCCUUCUUCCUUCCUUUCUUUCUUUCUUUUCUUUUGUCUCCAGGGUCAUCCCUGGGACUCAGUGCUGGCACAGCAGCCAUUUUUUCCAUUUUAUUGGACAGGACAGAGAGAAGUUGAGCGAGGAGGGGGAGACAGAGAGGGAGAGAGAAAGAGAGAGACACCUGCAGCCCUGCUUCACUGCUUCUGAAGCUUUCCGCCUGCAGGUGGGGAGCCGGGGGCUCGAACAAGGAUCCUGGUGUGGGUCCUUGUGCUUCGUACUGUGUGUGCUUAACCCGCUGCGCCACCGCCCAGCCCCUCUUGUUUUAUUAUUUUUUUGGGGGAGGGUGACACUUUCAUAAAGGUGGGCAAGGGAUAGAGAGGGGCAUGCUGCGUAUUUUUUCUGAGAGGGAGAGAGAGAAAGCAAUAAUCUUACACAGACAGACAACGUCCUAACCUUUUGUCCUUGUGAGAGCACAGUUUACGUGAGACCCCGAUGGCUUCGUGCCAUUUACUACACCAGGGGCUUCUGAUAUCAAGGCGGGUGUGGGAGUACACACAGACACGCACACACGCACACACGCACACGCACACACACCCCAGUGUGCUUCUCCUGUGGCCGUGAUAGGCUGCAUGGUCCCCGUUGCUGUUGUAACUUUUAGUUCAUGUCUAUUCUGGCUUCCUGUGACUGGGCUGAAUUACUCGAGGGGUCCAGGCACUUUGUAGCACUUGCAGUUGGUGACUCCGUAGGCUCCCGUGUCACGCGUGUGCUGUGAGAACGCAUACGUGAGCGGGGAUGUUGGUGCCACCUCUCACGCACGUUUCCUGAGACCCUGAAGCCAGACGUGCUCUGUUUGGGGCCUGUGGCCGGGACUCUGCUUUACUGUCCUGAAGGACAAAGUCACCUGAGCCACAUUGCCUGUGCACGGGCUUGCAGAGGCACCUGUCCACCAACGUCCGGCCCACCCUCUUGUGAGCUUGGUGGACCCUGCUCCCCGGGCCCCUGGGAACACCACCCCCCAGCCCUGCGGCUCCCCGGCCUGACAGGAUGCGGUAUUGUCCGGCUUCCUUUGUGGCUCCACACCGCUUUGACCCUAGUAUUUAACGAGAUGAGUGUUCUCUUAUUUAUUUAGCUGAUACGUCCCCCCUGCCCCUGCCCCUGUCAGAUGGUUUCCCUCAGCUUUGGGGGGGUCACUUGUGCAUGACCCCCCCCCCCCACUGUCAGACUCUACUUACUACCUCUGCCACCUGCCGUCUGCUGACUGGGAAGGGCCUGUCCACACAGGCACCACCACUUCUGUCUGCCCUGCCCUGCCCCAGCCCCCCAGCCUGCGUCCCCGAGGUCCUGAGGGUCCUCAGGCUCCUUCAGGUUCUGCACUCCUACUCCUCAACUCAGCACUGCACUCUGCCCACCCCUGGGGCGGGUGCCUGCUGGCCGUCUGUCUGUCCUCUGCUGGCGGCCAGUCCCAGGGAGGCCAGACUGUGUCUCAGGUGAAGGAGGCUGGGGGGGUGGGGCACAGGUGCCCAGCUCGGUGCCUUUUAUCUUUGGGGUCUAGGAACGUAGCCAAUGCUUUAAGCCCCCUGCGCCCUGCUGCUUUGUCCCCGGAGCCUUGUACGGAUGAUGCUUAUUUUUUUAAACCAAGAAUGGCUGUGGUUUACAGAUGGGUGCAGGGAUGGGUCCCGGGGUGGCCAGAGCCAGUGUCCCCGUAGGGUGCAGUGGCCUGGGGGAACCGCGGCAGGGGACUGGCUUUGUCUUUCUAGAACCUUCCUUGGGCCUCUGCCCACUGCCUGUGGGCGGCGGCCUGUCUCUGGUCACAGAGUAGCUAUGCUACGGGAACUCCUGCCACUUCUCCGACAUUCCUGACAAGUGGCUGUUCCCCGCCCUGGAGGGUCAGCCCUGAUGGUCAGCCCUGGAUGGACUCAGGAGGGCCGCACGGGCCCUUUCUCACUCACUGCUUCCCUGCAUGGCGAGAGCGGGCCUGGGUUCCACUGCAUUGGCCCCGUGAGCGGGCGUCUCCCGGGUGGGGGCCGAGUGCAGGUCCAUUCCUUACCGACUCCUUUGCUGACUAUGCUUUGAGGCCGUAAAAUGCAAAAGACCAUAGAAUUUGUAUUUCUUUUUUUUUUUUUUUUAAAAAUACAAUUUAUAACAUUAUAUUUUGUACUCUUUAUAUUAGAAUUUGUAACUAGAUCAAUGUAUUUAACUCUAUUUCUGGAAAAAAUAAUGUUUCAGUGGUGUGAAGAUAUUUAGAUAAAGCAUAUUCAUUCUGUUGGAAUUGGAAAUAAAAGGCAUCUUGGAAUUUCUCGA